UAUUUUGAUACCGGCUCUCUUUAUUAUGGCAUUGUCAAGCCAAAGUUCAGGUUCAAGCUAUAGGAAUGUUUAUGUUUCUCUUUAUGGAAAACACACUGAAGCGUGUGGCAGCCAAAGUCACCCUUGUCGGUCCAUUGCUCAAGCGGUUCGUCGCGUAAGCUAUGGCGGAAACAUCUAUCUUGAGGGACGUGGAACCAAGAAACGCCCGUAUGGCUGUGCUAACGGUGGCAAUACUUUAAUGCAUUAUCCAGGUAUUUCCGUGAACAAGAGCUUGACUUUUCAGGGCUUCUACUCCACCCCACACGUUUCAUGUACAGAAGGACUUCAUUUUCAGAACGAAAAUGGCGAGCAACUAAAAUUUGAGUUGAUGCUGUCAGGAAUCGAUUUUCAACAAACUCCAGUUAUUUGUUACGAUUGCCAGCGCAUCACCAUCUCCAACUGUUCCUUUCAUAAUGCUUCAAGAGCCUUGGCCAUCCGAAUACAGAACAUGACAUCUUUCCAGCUUGACAUGAGUAGUUCAACGUUUCGACAUAAUUCGCAAUGCAUCAGCGUCCUUUUAUUCCAUAAUUCUAAAGGAAAAAGUCAAGAUAUUACACUUAAAAUCAAAGAUGCAGUCUUUGAAAAAAAUGGUCUUUCUACCGGGAGAGAAAUCAUACAAUACAGGUCAGCUGCAGAAAAAGGUUCUCGUCCAGUAUACAUUCACGUUUUUGGCGGUAAAAUUAAGAGUUCUUACAAUGGAGGCCCCUUCUUCGAUCUUAAAGUUGCAAAUGCAAUCACAAACGAAACAUUCGAAGACGUCGAGAUACAUCACAAUGGAAAAAGGCACAAAAAUCGUCUACGACGUUUAUAUUUCUCACAUGCUAGAGAAACUAAAGCAAAGUUCAUCUUCCUGAAUUGUCACAACAACCUAAAUGCACAAUGCAUUGUGGUUCAGUCAGACAGGGCUGAUAUAGUCAUUGAAGAAUCGCAUUGGUACAACCAAUCUGCAGCUUUAAAGCGUUUUGGAUCUUGCUUGUCUCUAGCGGCUGGUAUAAGUGCAUCUUUAAGAAUCGUAAACUCUAACUUCCAUAAUAACGAAGCUCGUGCUGGCGGAUCGCUUUUUGCCAAUAGCAUACACGGAGUUCUAAAAGUCGAUCUUACCAACGUUACAUUCAGUGAAUGCAAAGCCAGAACUGGUUAUGGAUGUGUAAUAUCAAUUGGAAGAACCAUUCAAGGCUCGAAAGAAAUUCAGUGGGGUCCUCACAGGCUAAAUUUUGCGCUCAGAAAUGUAACUGUUCAACAAUGGGAAGGAAAUCAUGGAGAAAGAGUAUACAGGUGCGUUGCUAUAGACAUUGUGCUAGAUGGUGGAACUGUGACAUUGGAGGGAUCCACGUUCACGAAGGAAAUGCUAACAAAAGGCAAUGGAGCUAUUAGUGUGCUUACCACUGGAGGAGAAAGUAACAUUACAAUUUUAAAAUGCAUUUUUAAGGACACUUCAAAGAACGCAACGGAAGGAAAUAUAAUCUUCCUGAACUCCACAAAUGGCAAUGCAGGGAUGGUAACAAUUUCGAACAGUUUCAUAGGAAACAAAGAGAACAGGAAAGUAGCUUUGUACUUUAGUCCCAACUACCGCGUUAAGCUUUUCAACGUUACAUUCAUCUCUCAUAGAUAUGCAUUACAAACAGUACCGACACCGCCAAAAAACGGCUCUUUUCCAGUUGAUAUUUCCAUCGAUAAAUGCUCCUUUAUCGAUAAUAUUCAUGACGCGAUGUUUACAAUUCAUGGUCCAACAUCAGUCCAACUAACCAUUACAAGCACGCUUUUUAGAACGAAUAAAAGAGCAUUUAAUUUUGAUGAAAUUCAUCACAGCUACGCCAUUCGCUUGAUGAUACCACCACUUAAACAUGUACAUUUCUCAAAGGCAGUCAUCCAACUAGAAAAUAACGAGUUCAUCAAUAGAUCGGCCAGCUAUUUUGCUCUCUUAUUCGAAGGCAUCAAAAACGUGACAGUUAGACGAUCGCUCUUUCGCAAUUGUCGCGCCAGUGCCUAUAAGGCCAAGUGGAGUAAUAGUAGAACUGGUUUAUUUUACGAAACAGCCGCCGGCGCUAUUUCUGUAUUAUUCAAUCCAGACAAACCGCACAGUCUGGGAUGUGUGAGAUCUAAUAGCACUCAUGAGAAGCACCCUUCAUGGUACUACGAUAGUCAUGUACUCUUUGAAAAUACGAGGUUUGAAGAGAACUUAGGAUAUGAAGUUGGGGCUGUCCAUAUCGGCAACGGCGUAACGGUAUUCCGAAAAUGUGUGUUUCGCGACAAUUUUGGCCUCCGUAAAAGUGGACACGUUCAUUCUGCCUAUGGAACUGGCAGCGUAGAAUUCAAACAUUGUUCUUUUUUAAAAACAAAGGAGAGUGGGACCUUUUUAGAGAGUUCUCAAUUCGAUAAUGGUGUCUUCCUCUACUCUGAAAGUGGAGGUCCCUUAAUAUUUGAAAACACAUCAAUGACCUCACUAAAGUUUAACAGGGGUACGUAUGCGAUCGUUGACAUUUCUGGUGGGGGAUCUGUUCGCAUGGAUAAAAAGUCGAGGAUGAAAUGUAGCAAAGGAGAGGCUCUUUUAUUGGAUAAUGGCACGCAUUUUCAAUAUUCGGAGAAAAAUAAGAGUAUUUGUGUAUUAAAUGUUACCGUUUUGAAAUAUUCAUGCAAACCCUGUCAUCCAGGCUACUACAGCCUUCAAAAAGGGGUCUCCGAGGGCUUGUUUGUAGCCUCCAGGGCUGACUGCCAUCCAUGUCCAUUUGGAGCCACCUGCAUUGAAAGUAACAUUGCUGCGAAACCAAACUUCUGGGGUUAUGUAACACCUGGUGAUCAAUCAAUGCUCAAAUUUAUUGCCUGUCCGGAAAAUUAUUGUUUAUCAACUUCUUCUACGAGCUACAACAGCUGCCGAGGAAACAGAAGCGGUACUCUUUGUGGACAAUGUGCAGAAGGAUUUACUGAGACUCUUUUCUCAACUGAAUGCCGCUUAUCUACAAAAUGCAACGACUAUUCUGUAUGGGUUGUGACCAUACUUUUAACAAUCAUUUUGGCUCUUUAUCUUGUGAUCAAGCCCCCUAUACUGGACACCCUGAGAAGGCAAAUCUUCUGGUUCAAGAAAACUGAAACAGAUGGAGAUCAUUCAAUGGAUGACAUGGGCGGCACUAUUGGUGGUGAACAUUCCGAGAGUGGCUUCUUGAAAAUCACCUUUUAUUUCUAUCAAGCAGCUGAGACUUUGAUAGUAGGUUCUGUUGAAGACCUUAUUGGAAAAAUUCCUUUUAUUCACUUUGUUAUCUCUGCCUACAACUUCCAUGUUCAAUCCAUCAAUCAAGGACUUGGCUGCCCAUUUGCAGGACUCACCGCUGUGACAAAAGAGCUUUUUCUAUCUGGUACAGUCAUUUUCACAAUGGCUAACCUUGUUUUCAUUUAUGCUGUGCAUCGUGUCGUCAAUAUGUAUUUGGGACGUGAAAAGCCGUCCCUUAUCCGUUACAUGGCUGUUGUUAUUGAAGUGCUGUUGCUGGGAUACGAAAGGCUCGCAGAAACGGCCCUUAAGCUGAUGCACUGCGUCCCUAUUGGAUUUGGAAAGAAGUUGUUUAUCGAUGCCAAUGUUUCGUGCAUGCAAUGGUGGCAGUAUCUUCUUCUUGCCUAUAUUGUCAUUUUUCUAGUUCCUUUCAUCGUCGUUCUUUACUGUGGAUCUUUCAAGCUGUACAGAUCUUCCAUUACAGCAGGAGAGUUUGUUGCCGCCGGCAUGAUUCCGCUACCAUUUCUUAUAUAUUGGCUUUUUAAGGGAAUGCUGAAAAGGAGAGGCGAGGAGUCUUCUGACCAGCAGGUCGUCAACACAGAUGUUUCGGACAUACUUCAUGGUCCUUUUCGUCCGCCAACCCAUAAUGAUAACGGAACACUUUACUGGGAAAGCGUUUUGAUUGGUAGAAGGUUAGUUCUCCUCGCUUGUGGGGCGUUCAUCACUGAUGUUAUGUUACGCAUGGUCCUUUUGUCUGCAUCAUGCUUACUGAUAACACUCCAUCAUGUUUUGAAGAAUCCUUAUCGACAUCCCUUGGCGAAUAAUGUUGAAACAUUUUCCCUUGUUACUUUAUCUCUCAUUCCUAUCAUCAAUCUGGCCAAAGCAAGUCCAUUAUCAUUUGGUAUCACAACUGACGGACCGAAUGGGGCUUAUCUGAAAAGUCUGGAGUGGUUUGAGGUGUGUGCCUUGGCAUUCGUCCCAGCGAUAAUGUCCAUUUUGAUCGCAUUCGCUAUUUUAUCUCAGCUUGUGAGGUUUACUCUCCUUAUAAUUGAGCAACUUUUGAGGUGUUGCAGGAAGAUACCCUUCUAUCCAUGGUACAAGGACCAAGAGCAAACACCUCUCCUCGCUACUGCUGAACAUAACUUGAAUUAAAGUUUAGCCGCUUAUGUACACUUCCUUGAUCUCUUAACAUUCUAUCAAAAUCUUAGCAUAAGUCAAUUUUAUUGUAAUUGUUCCGGUGAUUCGAAAGAUGUCACGUUCAGCUUGGUAAAGGAUUCUGUCAUAUCUCGCUAUAAUCUUCUCGCUCAAGGUGAUUAUAGUAGUGGUGCUAAAUUUCAAAAUGGCUCCCCGGCGUUUUACCACUUUUUCGCAAGAAGCGACAAACGCAAUAGUCUAUAAUUAUAUACAUAUUUUAAAUUUUAUAAAGCAAUGGAAUUAUCUAGGAAACCUUGUGGCAUUGCUGGUACAAGGUUAUGGAAUCGCUAAUGAGGGAAUGAUUAACAGUAUGGUUAGCAAAUGUUAAAGGUAGCAGGUGGGAGGUGGUGUAUGGGGGUCUUAAACGAAUCCCCCCUCAUAUGAGGGGGGAUUCGUUUAGGAUGGGUUUGCGUUAAGCUGCUUUCGAUAAAUAAUUGAUUUGAGGUUAAUGAUUGAUAAAAGUUAUUCGUAUCUGCCUUGAAUCUGAUGGACAAUAACAAUAAUCACAAAAGUAAAUGCCAAAAUAAUUUGAUGCCAUAAAAACUUGACCAAGUUAUUGCAAAAAUACAGUAAAUAUUGUAAAAUAUAAACUAAGGUGAAGUUCCCUCUCUAAUAUAAGCUUGAUAAAUACAAUAAUUACUGAGGUCAUUUUCACAAAAUUACCUAAUGAAAUACCAAUUUGCCAAUUGGUGGCUGGAACCAAUAGAAGUACAUGUUAAGGUAUUUAGAUGCUUGCUAAAUUGAUGGGUAAACAUUUAGAAGGAAUUCAAACUUUAGAUACACAGAAUAAGAAGUGUCUUACCCACAAGGCCAACAUCCACUUCUAAAAACACUUAGGAAACAAAAGAAAAGAUCACGAGAUAAAUUCUGUAACAGCAACUCAUAUAGGCAAUUUUGAUAAUCGAAUAUUUGACCACCUUGAUCUCAACUGUUAUGAGCCACUAAUAUGUUGAGACCGUGACAGGGGAAAAAUAAAAAUGUG
This is a messenger RNA of Stylophora pistillata, 5417 nucleotides long. RefSeq lists its product as uncharacterized. The record is from RefSeq and is a predicted model, not a curated record. Lineage: Eukaryota; Metazoa; Cnidaria; Anthozoa; Scleractinia; Pocilloporidae.